Nilaparvata lugens (brown planthopper) is the source of this 3385-nucleotide messenger RNA. RefSeq names its product coronin-2B. The record is from RefSeq and is a predicted model, not a curated record. NCBI's taxonomy places the organism in Eukaryota, Metazoa, Arthropoda, Insecta, Hemiptera, Delphacidae. Gene Ontology annotation, biological process: actin filament organization. Gene Ontology annotation, molecular function: actin filament binding.
UGCUUUCAGCUUUGUCUUCUGAAGAGAAGGAGUCUUGUUUCUGUUACUUCUGAUAUGUUGUUUACAGAAGAAAACGUUGAUAAAGAUACUGAAAGUGGUUUAAAUAUUUUCCAUGCAUUUGACAAAGGAAAGGGCAAUGCAAUGGUAGACAACAGAGCCUGCAAUAAACCUGUCGAAAAAUAUUGAGUGAUUGAUAUUGUGUAGCUUCUUGCCAGAGUGAGUUUGUUGCUCGUGUGUAACCUAUCUGUUGAAGCCUCUCCUGUACUCUUGAUGUGUGAUUGCAGUAGAAAAAUCUCCUCAAUUUUUGCGAAAACCUUCUGAAGUUAGCAAGCAAGCCCUCAGCAUGACCAAUACACAGCUAUGGUUCCGCGGCGUGCGCAGUUCCAAGUUCCGUCACGUGUUCGGGCUGCCGGCGAAACGGGAGCGCUGCUACGACAACGUGAAGAUCACCCGCAACGCACACGACUCGCACUUCUGCGCCGUCAACCCCAAGUUCGUCGCCAUUGUCACCGAGGUGGCCGGCGGGGGAGCCUUCCUUGCAUUGCCCAUCGAUAGGGUCAGUAAUAAGGGCGGUUUAGAAAUAUUUUAUAGUAGAAUAGUAGCGGUAGUAAACCGGCUAACAUAUAACUUGCCGGAAGCAGUGCGCUGUCCUAAUAUCAAGUUGUGGUACAUUCCUGACGGAGGCCUGAGCAGUCACCUGACAGAAUGGCUGAUAGACUUGCACGGUCAUAAGCGCAGAGUGAAUGAUGCAAAUUAUUUGAAUGAUUGUUGUUUGCAGAUCAAGUUGUGGUACAUUCCUGACGGAGGCCUGAGCAGUCACCUGACAGAAUGGCUGAUAGACUUGCACGGUCAUAAGCGCAGAGUCGGUUACAUAGAGUGGCAUCCCACUGCCGAGAAUAUUCUAGUCAGCGCUGGGUUCGAUCAUUUGAUAAUAUUGUGGGACGUUGGCAAGGGGGAGGCGCUGAACGUGAUUGACUGUCACCGGGAUGUCAUCUACUCGCUCUCAUUCAACAGAGAUGGAAGCAGGCUGGCCACCACCUGCAAGGACAAGAAGUUGAGGAUCAUUGACCCCAGGAGUGGAUUCGUCAUAUCGGAAGGCACAUGCCACCUAGGCACGAGGUCGAGCAAGGUUGCCUAUCUGGGCAGCAGCGGUCGACUGGUGACGACUGGCUUCGCGCGCUACUCGGACCGGCAGAUAGCUAUCUGGUCGGAGGACAAUCUGGCAACGCCGCUGCAUGUCGAGACGGUCGACUCGUCGUCUGGCGUCAUAUUCCCCUACUACGACCCCGACACCAGUAUGCUGUAUCUGGCCGGCAAGGGCGAUGGCAACAUUCGCUACUACGAAGUGGUCGAUGAGGCGCCAUGGAUACAUUUCCUCAGCCAGUAUCUUUCUGGUUCACCUCAGCGAGGUCUGGGCUUCAUUCCAAAGAGAGGCUGUGAUGUGACUCAGUGCGAGGUGUUUAGAUUCUACAAGUUGCAUGCCACUAGGGGCAUGUGUGAACCGAUCUCCAUGAUUGUUCCCAGAAAGAGUGACCAAUUCCAAGAGGACCUGUACCCAGAUACUGCUGCCCCUGUGCCGGCGUUGAGUGCCUCUGAUUGGCUCAACGGCAUCAACCGGGCCCCUGUCCUCAUGUCCAUGAAAACAGGUGUGACAGUUCGCACGCACAAGCCUAAGGCGUUUAAGGGCAGCGACGCAGCUAGGGCAGCCUCCUCAGACAACAAUCUACGCAUGAAGUUCGCCUUCCUUUCCAAGGAGACUAUCCCCGAUUAUCGACCUCUCGAGGAUGUAGUGAAGAAAACUGCCGUACCUGAUGUAAUUCCGAAUAUAUUGUCCAACAGUAACCUAAUUCAUUACAUUACCACCCAGCCCGCAUUGGGCUUACCAGAAAGUGAGAAAAGUCAGAAGACAUCUAGCAACCAAAGCACAAAGUUUCAGCAGCUACAACAAAUGUUCGGAAAUAGCAUCGUACAGAAUGAAGAUGACGACCUGAGUGAGAAAAUCAUGAAUAUCAAAGUACCCGAACGAGAUGACUUCGAAGAAAGCCCAAAGAAUGAAUAUCAGUUGCAACGAGCCUACAGCCGGCAGUGCGAAGAGCUGAAACUGCUUCGCCGCCAGCUGGCCAGUCGAGAUCGGCGCAUUCAGGACCUCGAACAGCUCAUCACCAAACUGCAACAACAGCGCAAACUCAAGCAGUAAACAGCUGAUCAGCCCACAACAGUAAACAGCUGAUUUUCGUCAAACGUCUGCAAUGCAGCAAGUUGAGGAGGUUCGAGUGAGUUCCCUUUGUUCAUUACCUCAAAUCGUUGAGAAUUCAUCAGCUUUUCUGUUCCUUGGGUCCGUUCACAUUCACCGAUUGUCGGCCGACACCCAGAAUAUUGUGCUCUGAUUCUGAGUGUCACACAACAGUGACAGUGAACAGCGAAAAUACAAUUGCCAUAAGUUCUGAUGGGAUUAUUCGCUCACUCGCUCGGUCGGGCUCAAUACGAAUAGCCCAAUUAGAAUGCGUGACAAUUAUAUGUUCACAGUUCACCGUCACUGUUCUGUGCGAAUCUAGCUUCAAUGUCGUCACGUCCGACAAUUGGCCAAAAGAGUGAAAAGUUGCUGAUUGAGACCCUUUCCAAUGAAUAUAACUGAGUCCUUAGUAGUAGCUCAUACGCGCCGGAGAGAUACAAGUUCUGCAGGAGAAGCCUUCAGGCGUAUAUACUGCAGGGAAGGAUGAUGGAUGCUCCUACACCUCCAACUAUUGCCAUUGUAUCAGCUGUUUUUAGUUUAGAGUGUAGAAAUAUCUGAUAGUGCGAAAUUUAUAGAUUUCCCUGUAUGCAUUGCGGCAAGCCUUAAAGAUUGUUUGUAGAAAUUGAGAUUAAAAUGAGGGUCUUAUGAUCACUAAUCCUUGUGACAAGUUGAGAAUGUAACGGCUAUUUUAUGGCAACAGUAAUUAGCUGAUACUGUGCGAAUGUAAUACUUGCGGGAAUAGUAAUUUGCUGUAUUACAACCAUAUUGUUGUAGUAUAAAACCAAGAUUGAUGAUUGGUAAGAAGCUUCUCAUGAAUUUCUGAUUAAGAUUAGAAACUACAGUUUUAGAUGGGUUCUAAAAUAAUAUUUUUAAAUUUAGUUGAAAUAAUUGAAAUGCUGCCUGCUGCGAACAAAUGUAUUAGCACUCUUUCAGUAGCGUAUGUCGUAUGAGACUGUAUUCAGAUUAAUUUGACGAUUUUAAAGGCAUGUAAUUUGAAGUCUUCUACUAUUUGAAUAACUCUGUAAUUUGAUGUCUAGAUUUAUCCAUAUUAGGUUGUUGAAAUAAUUAUUAGAAUGUGUGAUGCAAGUAAUUAGUUUCAGAACAAUAUAUCUGAAAAUUAAGAAAAGUUUUAUUCCCGUAUGCACAGUGAAG